AAGCCGACAGCACAAAGAAGAUGUUCAUCGCGCUCGGCUCGGUACAGAUUGCUAUCUGCGCGCUUACAAUCCCGCUAUAUAUCCUUGGCAAGAAGAACAGGAGUUUCUUCCACAGACACAAUGUCUUCUUCAAAGCAACAGACUGGAUUGCAAAUUGCACGCUUCGGAUUUUUGCACGCGGCAGCGAGGCUUUGGGAUGAUCAAUUCUCCCCAAAGAACGCUCCAGCCCUCUUCGUACAUGGGCUCGACAAGUUCAAGGUCAUAUACUAUGGUUCUUUUUCCGAGUAUAUCCAGGGCUCUUUCCCGUGCUGUCGGUGCCGUUGAUCGAACUGCUCUUUCUACCUUCGGCUUAUGAGAUGCUGAUGCUUAUGAUCUUGAUAUCCUCCUCCGGUUUUUCCUU
This is a messenger RNA of Macroventuria anomochaeta, 400 nucleotides long. RefSeq lists its product as uncharacterized. The record is from RefSeq and is a predicted model, not a curated record. The transcript has 2 exons. Lineage: Eukaryota; Fungi; Ascomycota; Dothideomycetes; Pleosporales; Didymellaceae. Bases 121 to 324 code for a protein of 67 amino acids.